Molecule: messenger RNA, 1140 nt
Organism: Adineta steineri
Lineage: Eukaryota; Metazoa; Rotifera; Eurotatoria; Adinetida; Adinetidae
Source: the annotation of a GenBank genome assembly
AUGUAUAAUAGUUUAUUCGAUGUGACACAAGAUCAAUGUAUAUGUGAAAUGAUAAAAGUGAAUGAUUCAAUAUCUGCUUUAAAUUAUUUUUCCACAAAUCAAACUUGUCAACUAUUUCGUUCAAAUAUUAGUACAAUUUAUAUUGAAUUUUAUUCCAAUUCUACUUUUGUAUUUCUCAAUCAAUCGUCAAUAUCAAUAUUAGAUAUUCAAGAAUAUGGUUCCACGAUUAUUCAACCAAAUAUAUCAACAGUUGCUGGUUUUUACAAUGGAUCCUGUCCAACGUCGAGUGCAAAUUUGACAGUUCUUCAUACUCAAGGGGGAAUAGCUGUUUCUAAUAACGGAACACUCUAUGUGGGUGAUGGAGCAUCUCCUUAUGCUCUUCUUGCUUUUGAGCCAAAUAAUCUUACAGCUAAAAAAAUAUUCACAUAUAGCAAUUGGCCAGCAUACCUAUCUAUUAAUCCUGUAACAUCGUCAAUAUACGCGACAGUAUUCAAUCAGAACUCCGUAGUAAUCUGGCCAUCAAAUCGAACUAUUCCUAAAAAUCCUUCAGCAAGCUGUUCUGAUGUGCUCCAUCUGUAUUAUCCAACUGGUAUUGUUAUUGAUUCUCUGGGCAAUAUUUAUGUCAGUAGCGUUGAGUGCAACUCGGUAACUAAAUGGAAUCCAAAUGGUACAAAUUCGACACUUGUAGCUGGAUCACUAUCAACAACAGUGGGCAGUGAUAGCGAACAUUUGUACUCCCCAUAUGGUUUAUUUUUUGACGAAAUAAAUUCAUUACUCUAUGUAGCCGAUGCUGGGAAUAAUCGCGUGCAAAGAUUCGCUUUGGGCAAUUUAACUGGUGUGACUGUUGCUGGAGGAAAUGGCCAAGGUACCGCAUCAAACCAACUUAACUUUCCAUCAGCCAUUCAUGUCUCUCAACGGGAUAAUUCAUAUUAUAUUUGUGACUACCACAAUAAUCGCAUACAAAAAUGGGUAAUAGGUGCAACAUAUGGUGUCACGAUUGCUGGAAGCAGCACAGGUGUAGCAGGCAGCACACUGAAUUUACUUAAUAGUCCAUAUGAUAUAUGGGUCGAUCCAAAUGCUACAUACAUGCUUAUAUCAGAUUCCAGUAAUUGUCGUGUGCAAAAAUACCUUCUUUAUUAA